Messenger RNA from Schistosoma rodhaini, 3695 nucleotides. The record is from the annotation of a GenBank genome assembly. NCBI's taxonomy places the organism in Eukaryota, Metazoa, Platyhelminthes, Trematoda, Strigeidida, Schistosomatidae.
GAUUCGCAUUACAGCAGCUGCUAUUGGUGUUUUUGGACUCAAGUGGACGGGUUAGGCGGAUAAGGACCAAUAAGGACGUUAGAUUACUCAUAUUGAUCGAACGUCAUUGUCCCAGUGUGAAGGUCGUAGAAGGCGUAUUCUAUUGGUGGAUCAUUUACGCGGAUUACGUCCUUGUUAAAUUCGUAAGGUCAUAACGAAUCAGCGACGACCUUGAUCAAGUCAUAACAAUUGGCUACAGUCUAGGUCAAAUCAUAACAAAUUGGCGACGGCUAGGUCAAGUCAUAACAAAUUGGCGACGGGGAUUUCGGUAAAAAAAAAUACAAUAAUUGGGACGUCAUUUUGGCAACAAAAAAAAAUACAGCAGUCGGUGACGUAUUUUGGAAUUAAAUAAGCUGUAAUAAUUGCCGGCGGUUUUUGGAGUUAUUAUUAUUAUUAGCAAUAAAAAAAUGACGAUUUCUCUGGAACAGUUGCAGAUAAUAUUAGAGCACCAGCAUCAGCAGAUGUUAAGCUUCCAGCAGAAACUAUUUGAAAAAUUUUUGGACAAAUUUUUCACUAAACAAAACGUCUCAGGAAAUAAAGAAAUUAUUUAUAAUGCAGAUAAUGGUGCGGAAAUGGCCGUCUGUGAUGUUUAAAUAAAUCAAUGACUUCUUAGUAUUGAUGACUGUUGUAAUUUUGAAUUCCAAAUACAAUACAUUCGUUCGAGUUCAUCUGAUACUUCUUGAUUAAAUUGCGUUAUUCCUGGGAUUACUAGUUCAUACUACAAUUCAAAUACUUCUAAUUAUCAUAUUGGCGUCGCGACUGAGCCUGUGAUGAAACGGUUAAAUAUAAAUUCAGAUUUUAAUGCUUUUGAGGAGUACAUGGAAAGGUUCGAAAUCUGGGCUAUGACCAAGGAAGAUGAUGAGGAUUUUAAUAUUGUGGCCCAUUUCCUUACAUUCAUCGGGAAAGAAGCAUACAGCCUUAUAAAGAUUUUGGCACUUCCAGACAAACCGAUUUCACUCCCCUAUGCAACUCUCAAGCAACUUCUGUUGGAUCAUGUAAAGUAUACAAAUUCCGAAUGCGGUAAGAAAGGAAAAUCCGAUAAAAUGACUCGUCAGAACAUCAGGAAUUCCACUUAUUCAAACAGUCGUCGUAGUUCGAUGCGUAAUCAAAUUUAUUCAGAUAAUACUUCAUUGAGUUGUGAAACAGUCCAUGAUGAUGAGCACAAGUUUAGUAAAUGCAUGUUCUGCGGCAAGUUUCACCCAUGUAAUUCAUGUAUAUUUCGUAAUUCUAAAUGCUUUAAAUGUGGUAUAACUGGACAUAUUCAGUCAGUUUGUAAUACCAUGGUUCAUUUCGCUGAAAGUAAUGCUAAGAUGGAUGCUUCUAAUGAUCAGUUAUCUUUAUCUAGAAGAGGUAUAACGUUAUAUAACAGUCCAGAGUUGAAUGAAACCCAGAGUCAUUGGGAGGCGAAAAUUCUCAACCAAUCAACUUAUCAGAUUUCUCAUGUUAUUGUGCCAGAUAUGGUUUGUCGUAAUAAUUCACAUACUUCUGAUGUAAUUUCUUACAACUCUGAGAAUAGAAUGUUAAAUGAGUCAAAUCAUGAUCAAAAACCAAAUUCAGUCAUGGUAGAUGUUGAAUUCCCUGAUGAUCCAUUACCUAAUGAAACUCUUAAUCAAUUUGAGGAAAAUAUUUCAGAAGAAUCGAAUUCUGAUAUCAUAUCAAGUGUCAGUGGUCCUCAUAAUGAAUUUAUCUCUAAUGAUAUUCCUCAUGAAUGUGAAAAAUAUGUUUCUUAUGAGUUGAAUUCUAGUCAUAUUUCUGAUGUUAUUGUGUCAUAUGUUGGAUACUCUCACGAACAAUGCAUGUUGAAUAGAAUCCCUAGUCAGGGGUAUAAUGAUACAGAGAGGAUAGCAAAAUUUUCCGAAGCAACCAGAGAACCAGUUUGCCCAGAAGUGAAGUUUGCACAGACAGAGAAUCCAAAUCAAGUCCAAGAUUAUCCUAAUGAAUAUGAGGCAGAUGAAUGUUUUCUAUCCGAUUGUUUCGCAGGUAAAUCAAGCCUAAUUGAAUCACGUGUGUUAAUUACAUAUAUCAAUGUAUAUCCAUCUGUGUAUUCUAAUAUGAAUAACAAAAAGAAUAUGUAUUAUGAUUUUUAUUCAAGUCAAAGUCACAUGAUGGAAUACCUCAAAUUAUAUAUCAGUGUUUAUUCCCAAAUACUCACAUACAGUAGUCGGUGCGUAAGAUUUGAGAUAAUGCAAAUUGGGAACGUCAUAUUGGCUAAAACAUUGCGAAUCAAGGACCCAACAUUAUUUCGUGGGGGAGGAUAUUGUUGGAAAGUCCAUGAUGCAAAUUCUAAAUAUCAAUGGUUUCACUACACAACCGACAUGCUGAUUGUAUACAAUUCUAGAACCCAGGUGAGUCUGUUCCAAUUUCCGUUGUUAAUUCUAAUACUGAUGAGUGCAUUCUAGAUAAUACGGAGUGUACAUUCAAUACACCAUCGGACAGAUGUAGGAUGAACUUAAGAAGAAGACAAACAAUCGAUUACAGACACUUACACUUCAAUUCGAGCUGUGGCGGAUGUGAUGUUUAAAUAAAUCAAUGACUUCUUAGUAUUGAUGACUGUUGUAAUUUUGAAUUCCAAAUACAAUACAUUCGUUCGAGUUCAUCUGAUACUUCUUGAUUAAAUUGCGUUAUUCCUGGGAUUACUAGUUCAUACUACAAUUCAAAUACUUCUAAUUAUCAUACCGUCUCAGAAGAACGCCAAGUUGAGGGUUCAAUUCCCUUUAUAUCUGACGGAAAUUGCAAAAUUGUAUCAGAUGAGCAAGAAAAAGAAGGUUCCGCAGACAACCCUCGGAGUCCAGAAUCAAAUGAAACACCAUUAAGUCCGCCCAUAUCUGAAGACAAACUUAAGUCAGAACAGAACUACAGUUUGCGUGAUGUUGGCCAAGAAAACUGGAAGAACGCAUCUCCAGAAAAUAACUGGAACAGUACAGUUAACCAAACUGCGCCAAAUGUGAUUCGAAAUCAUGGGGAGACAGAAGCCUAUAAUAUGGGUUCGCGUAAUGAUGCCCAUAAUUCUGAUGAAAUUUCGUAUAAAGAUGAGAAAAAUAAGUCGGUCGAAUCAGAUGGUGAUCAAAAAUCUAAUGCAAUUUUAUUUGAUGCCAAUUCUCCUAGUUAUCUAAUAUCAUCUAGUGAAAAUUUUAAUGAAUUUGAUGGAGGUAUUUCAGAAAAGCCGAAUUCCGAUAACCUAAAAUCAAAUAUUGUUCAUCAUCAUCUAUUCAUUUCUAGUAGAUUCUGCGUUCAAUACGAGAAAUAUGUACUAAAUAAAGUCAUACUAAUUGUAUUUUGGAGAUAUGAGGAUCCAACAUUAUUUCGUGGGGGAGGAAAUGUUGGAGAAUUUCAACUUACAGAUAAUUUUUUUAAAAUCAGAAGCUAAUCUUCGAAUCUUCAAAAAAGGGGAGGUGUUAUGUAGUAGCGAAGUACGGGUAACUAGAUUAUCUAUAUCUAUAUUCAUCUUAUUGUAAGCUUCAUUUUGACAUAUUGAUUAUUAUUGUAUGAUUUACUGUUCCUAAGUUAUGCUCAGUUUAUUGAUUAUUGUCUCCCACGCUUACAGCCUCAUUUGGCCUGGUUUUGUACAAAUAUAAUUUUCUAUUUUAUGGUGUGGUGUGGUCUGCCUGUCUGGUAUAUAGAUAAAGUAUGUUUGAAAUAAACGAUUCGCAUUACAG